CGCCCCCCGUGCCUGCUGCCAGUAAACAUGGCGACGAUGAGACGAAGCAGGAAGAACAUUUGUGCCCUCUCCCUUCUCAUUUACCUCCAACUUUUGGUCGGCGGCUGCCUGGCGGCUCCGAUGAACGCCACCUCGGAAGAUGACCCUGCAAAGAAAGCAGACGGGCCUCAAAGUCCUCCCCUCGCCGGCAUCAAAGACGGCACUCAACCAGAACCUUUGGCAGCUGAAGUCAACGCAGCAUCGAAGGAUCCAGCAGCACCCAGCACCAACGCCUCGGAACCAGUCCAGAUCCAGCAAGUCAACAUCACCCAAACGGCAUCCAGUCAACCCAAGGCGCCCAAAGAGGACCAAAGCAGCCUGGUCAUCAUCGGUUCCUCUGCCAACGACCCGAAGCAAACGUCUGAAGGACCUGAGCGUGCAGGACCACAGGAGGCCAAAGCCACCACAUCCAACAUCGUGGUCACAACAGACAAACCCAAAGCUGCUAAAAUCACGCCGGAGACCAAACCACAAGCAGCCACCACCACCUCCACCCCCAUCUUUGUCAAAACCCCCCAACUCACCAAGCCCGCAGUGGAGGACACCACCGCCCUGGACUCUAAAUCCUUGGCUACUCAGAACCCAACCGCCGUUCUGCAGGACCUUGAGUUGGAACUCCUGCAGCCCGCCGGCAAAGAAGCCACGGAUCAAUACGGAGACGACGACGAUGACGACGACCAGGACAACUACACCGACAGCGAAGAUCUGGAGGCGGAGUACGGUCUGGAAGCCGGCGACGCCACCGCCAAAGACCAGACGGUCAUCCGAGUGGAGGCGCCGUACAGGAAGGAAGACCCCAGCUACAAGGGGCCCGCCCUCUACAAUGCGGACGACGAGGACUCGCACUUCUUCUUCCAUCUGGUCAUCCUAGCCUUCCUGGUGGCCAUCAUCUACAUCACCUACCACAACAAGAGGAAGAUCUUCCUGCUGGCUCAGAGCCGCCGUUGGAAGGAGAGUCUUUGUUCCCGCAACACGGUGGAAUACCACCGCCUGGACCAGAACGUCAACGAGGCCAUGCCGUCCCUCAAAAUGACCCGCGACUACAUCUUUUGAACCAUGAGUCCAGACCCCCCCAUGCUGGCCUUGUUGGUGGGCAUCCAUGUUUGUUUGACAUCCUGAUGUGUUUUUCUUAUUUUCUACAGGUCUGCAUUUCUUGGGUUGUUUCAUUUCAAGGGGGGGGGGGUGUUUUAUCUGCUUUUAUCUCCCCCCCUUCUGAUCAGACAACAAAUGACACUUUGAGUGUGUACUCCUGGUAAAAGUCCUAUUUAUGCAGAGUAGAAAAAGAGUUGAUUGGAAAGGAUGCUGCUACACGCCCCCUACUGGCCACAUGCUGCCAUGCAGGUCUCCUGGCCGCUCCUCUUUGCUUUAUGACUUCGGUGAAGUCCCUGUCAAUCAGCCACACACCCCCACUCACUCAGUCUUCACCUUGUGUGUGUGUGAGAGAGAGAGAGAGAUGCCUGCCCUGCGGAGCCCCACAUUACCAACAUGAGUACUUUUGGUUGCCUUACCAGCACCCUGCUAGGCCUUCUGCUGUCACGGUACGCUACUCAUUCCAUACUUGGCACUUUCAUAUCACGUGUAUCGUUAGCAUCCAUGCCAUCAUCCUCCUUUGACAAUAAAGCACAAAUCAAAUGAA
Messenger RNA from Doryrhamphus excisus (bluestripe pipefish), 1675 nucleotides. It is a transcript of the gene lg21h5orf15, whose product is annotated as linkage group 21 C5orf15 homolog. The record is from RefSeq and is a predicted model, not a curated record. Lineage: Eukaryota; Metazoa; Chordata; Actinopteri; Syngnathiformes; Syngnathidae.